AUGGAUUGGGCCUGGGCACCCCCAUCCCCUUCAUCCCCCCCCGGUUCCCGUUCCCCUUCAUCCCCUCCCGGCUCCCGGUCCCCAUCCCCUUCAUCCCCCCUCGGUUCCCGGUCCCCUUCAUCCCCCCGCGGUUCCCGUUCCCCUUCAUCCCCUCCCGGUUCCCGUUCGCCAUCCCCUUCAUCCCCCCCCGGUUCCCGUUCCCGUUCCCCUUCAUCCCCCCCCGGUUCCCGUUCCCCAUCCCCUCCGCUGCCGUGCGCGGAGCCGGCUCGGGCGGCGUUCGCGGAGCUGCGUUUGGAGGAGCUGAUCGGAGCUGGCGGCUUCGGGCGGGUGUUCCGAGGGACGUGGAGGGGCGAAGUGGUAGCGGUGAAGGCGGCUCGGGGGGACGCCGGGGCUGCGGGGGCUGCGAGCCUGCGGCGGGAGGCUCGGCUCUACGCGAGGCUCCGGCAUCCCAACGUGGUGGCUCUGAGGGCCGUGUGCCUCGAUCCCCCCCACCUCUGCCUCGUCAUGGAGUUCGCGGCUGGGGGACCCCUGAACAGAGCCCUCGCCGGCCGCAGGGUGCCCCCGGUUGUGCUGCUCGAUUGGGCUCGGCAAGUGGCCACGGGGAUGCGGUACCUGCACGCCGGUACCCCCGUGCCUCUCCUGCACCGGGACCUUAAGUCUAGCAAUGUGCUCCUGGCGCAGCCGCUGGACGGGGACGACGUGAGCGGGAAGACGCUGAAGAUCACGGACCUGGGGCUGGCCCGCGAGUGGCAGCGCACGACCAAGAUGAGCGCGGCCGGGACCUACCCCUGGAUGGCGCCGGAGGUCAUCCGGGCAUCCACCUUCUCCAAGGGCAGCGACGUCUGGAGGUGAUGC
Molecule: messenger RNA, 855 nt
Organism: Pezoporus occidentalis (night parrot)
Lineage: Eukaryota; Metazoa; Chordata; Aves; Psittaciformes; Psittacidae
Product: mitogen-activated protein kinase kinase kinase 11-like
Exons: 2
Coding region: 1-852 (283 amino acids)
Biological process (GO): signal transduction; protein phosphorylation
Cellular component (GO): cytoplasm
Molecular function (GO): protein kinase activity; ATP binding
Source: RefSeq, a predicted model, not a curated record